AAGUUGGUCAAUAAAAGAGGCCAAAGGCUCUCAUCACUUUAUCCUCAAGCACUACUUCUACUACAAAUAGGAAACCCCAUCAAUGCCCAUCGCAUGCCAAUUGCCAAAGACCAAACAAUAGUAUCCAAGUAUGUCUUCAUCGCUGUCUCUACUACACUUUCUUCUCUUGCUCUCACUUUCAUUCCUAGCUCAAGCUAUUGUCCCUCCCUCCGCUCAGUUCAAGUUCGUCAAUGAAGGCGAGUUUGGGCCUUACAUUGUCGAGUAUGAUGGCAAUUACCGGCUCACCAGCAUCGGCAAUGCCGUGUUCCAUAUAUGCUUCUACAACACCACUCCCAAUGCUUUCACAUUGGCCCUGAGGAUGGCCUCACAUCGGUCCGAGUCACUCUUCCGCUGGGUAUGGGAGGCCAACCGGGGCAACCCGGUCCGCGAGAAUGCGACCUUCGCGCUCGGGGGUGACGGAAACCUUGUCCUAGCAGACGCCGAUGGCCGAGUGGCAUGGCAAUCGCACACUGCCAAAAAAGGUGUCGUUGGGCUUAAAUUGCUCCCCAAUGGCAACAUGGUCCUCCAUGACUCCAAGGGCAAUUUCGUGUGGCAAAGCUUCGACUCGCCUACGGACACCCUCCUUGUGGGCCAGUCCCUACGGGUUGGGGCGGUGAGCAAGCUUGUGAGCAGAGCCUCUGAGAAGGACAACUCCAAUGGGCCUUAUAGCCUGGUGAUUGAGCCUAAGCAAUUGUCCCUCUACUACACAAGCAAGAACUCCCCAAAGCCGCUCCUCUACUACACAUUUGGACAACACAUGUACCUCGCCGACGGGUCGCUCGCCCAAGUGACCCUCGACAGCAGGUCGGAGACCCUCGACGGCUCCAUCUAUGACAUCAUUUUAAAAUACGUGGUGGCCAACAAAACGAGCGGUGACGGGCUCAUAUUGCGCCGGCCCAAAUAUAAUUCCACACUGACCAUACUCAGGCUUGGGACUGACGGCAACCUUCAGGCCUACACUUACUAUCACAUGACAGACUACAUGUGGGCAUGGGACGUCACAUUCUCUCUCUUCUCUCAGGAUGGGAGAUGGGAGACCCAAUGCCAAUUGCCUAGCCGGUGCGGGAACUUCGGGCUUUGUAUGGACAGCCAGUGCGUGGCAUGCCCGUCGGCCCACGGGCUUUUGGGCUGGAGCAAGAGCUGUGCACCGCCGAAAGUCACGAGCUGUCGGCCUGGAGACUUUAGCUACUACAAGCUGGCUGGGGUGGACCAUUUCCUGAGCAAGUACACGAAGGGUGAAGGGCCGAUGAAGGAGGGGGAUUGUCGGGGCAAGUGCAACAAGGACUGCAAGUGCUUAGGUUAUUUCUACAACCAAGAGACUUCUCGGUGUUGGAUCGCUUAUGAGCUCAAGACGCUGACCAAGGUCGCUAAUUCCACGCACGUGGGCUACAUCAAAGUGCCCAAGAAAUAAGUCUCGACUCUUGCGUUCUUUUCUUGUUCUUUGUUUUGUGCUUUUGUGGUAUCCCCAAAAAAGCGAGAAUGAUGAAGCUUUUCUACUACUUCUGUGCUUUUUAGUUUCUCAUUAUGAUGCAACAUGUUGAGUGAAUUAUAAUGUUGGCACAGUUAUAUCCCCAAAGUGUUUCAUUCUAUUAAAA
Molecule: messenger RNA, 1634 nt
Organism: Eucalyptus grandis
Lineage: Eukaryota; Viridiplantae; Streptophyta; Magnoliopsida; Myrtales; Myrtaceae
Product: epidermis-specific secreted glycoprotein EP1-like
Exons: 1
Coding region: 131-1450 (439 amino acids)
Source: RefSeq, a predicted model, not a curated record